This is a messenger RNA of Fibroporia radiculosa, 1599 nucleotides long. RefSeq lists its product as uncharacterized. NCBI's taxonomy places the organism in Eukaryota, Fungi, Basidiomycota, Agaricomycetes, Polyporales, Fibroporiaceae. Gene Ontology annotation, cellular component: cytoplasm. Gene Ontology annotation, molecular function: heat shock protein binding; ATP binding. The transcript is spliced from 7 exons. The record is from RefSeq and is a predicted model, not a curated record. Gene Ontology annotation, biological process: response to heat; protein refolding. Bases 1 to 1599 code for a protein of 532 amino acids.
AUGCCCCCUCGGCCAUCCUCUGCGAAGGUUCUUUCAUUUGCGUCCUUUUACUCCUGCUCAUCUACACUCGCUGGUGCUGGUACUCGUAACUUCUCCUGCAUUAAUGCCUGCACGCAUCGUCCAAGCUCUAGACGAGUGCUUACUGUCUUACCCUCCUUAAAUCAUCUUGGUAAACAGGUUCAACUAGAUGUCUUGCCUGUGUUUCCUGCAGAUACUCAUGUCCGGAAGGACCCUUACGAAGUCCUCGGUGUCAAGAAAGAUGCUAGCGCGGCCGAUAUAAAGAAAACGUACUUCUCACUGGCACGCAAAUACCAUCCUGACACCAAUCCAGAUAAGAAUGCUCAAGCCAAAUUCGUUGAGAUUCAGGAAGCAUAUGAUGUUCUGAAAGACCAGAAGAAACGAGCCGCUUAUGAUCAAUAUGGCGCCGCAUCUCAACAACCCGGCUUCGACCCUGAUGCUUUCGCAAACGGAAGCGGGCCAUUUGGUGCCGGUGGUUUCUCUGGGUUCCAUGAUUUUGCUAAUGCUUUUGGCGGGGCUCGAGGGGCUCGUGGUCAAGCCGACCUGUUCAAUGAACUUUUUGGUGCAUUUGGUGGUCGGCGACCGCGUGCGGAGGAUAUACGAGGGAGUAACCUUGAAGCAACUAUUGGUGUGACUUUCAUGGAGGCGUGUAAAGGUACGACCCACACCGUCAACGUUACCCCUGUCGUCAAUUGCAGUACUUGUUCCGGGACCGGCCUCAAGACGGGCGCUAAGAGAUCGACGUGUACGACUUGUGGCGGGACGGGCACACGGACAUUUGUCAUUGAUAGCGGGUUCCAAAUGGCGAGUACAUGUGGGACUUGUCACGGCGCGGGAACUACUGUUCCUCGCGGAAGCCAGUGCGGCGAAUGUCAAGGAAUGGGCCAAGUCAGGAUUAGGAAAUCAGUGAAGGUUGAUAUACCAGCGGGGGUCGAGGACGGCAUGACCAUACGAGUACCCAAUGCAGGCGAUGCUCCUGUAUCCGGCAAAGGUCGUGCAGGUGAUCUACUCGUCAGAGUAAAUGUAGCUGCAUCGAAGCAGUUUCGUCGUCAAGGAGCCAAUCUACACCAUGAGGCUCGGAUUCCUCUACACACUGCACUCCUAGGUGGAAGGGUCCGCGUGCCCACUCUUGAUGGAGAUGUAGACGUGCGUGUUCCUGGAGGAACGCAGCAUGGAGAGGAAAUGGUGCUGAAGGGUCGUGGGGCGCCUUCAGUAUACGGUGCUACUACAGGAGAUCUAUUCGUCGCAUUCAUGGUACAACUUCCCAGAUCUCUUACUAAGCGGCAGCGCGAGAUUUUGCAACAAUAUGCAGACGAUGUAGAAGGACGAGCUCCGCAAUUUUCUCAAGAAUCUCCCAGCUCAACUGCAAAAUCAAACAAUCCGCCGCCCAAUCAGGGAGAAGCUACUCCACUAGAAAAUGGAGCUCAUUGGAUUUUAAUUUAUCCAUAUUCCUUCCCGCUCGAUCUGUGUUUGACCUUGGACAUGGUGGAUUUUCUUGCAGAUCAGGAGACUGAGAAAGAUCUCGUGGAUCCGGAAGGCGAAGAAGACCGGCGCCAGAAGAAGCUAGCGGCCGCAGCAUAG